AUGGAGCAAGGUGAAUUAUCGGAUGACGGUGAAUACUCACCAACAUCAGCUAGCAUAAAAGAAAUUAAUGAUAUAAAUAUCAAUAAUAAUAAUGAUAAUUAUAAUUAUAAUAAUAAUAAUGGUAACAAUUCAAUAUUGAUGCCAAAUAAACAGUUGGUCAGCUAUCAUGAUCUGGAAGAAGGUGAAACUGAAGAUGAUUAUAAUCCAAAUAUAGUUGAUACAAAUAAUAACAAUAACAAUAACAAUAGAGAUAGAGAUAGAAAGAGUAAUAGAGAUAAUCAUAAUCAUUAUAGUAGUAGAGAAAGAGAUAGAAAUGAUAGAAGUGGUGGCGAUAGAGAAAGAUACAAUAAAGAUAGUAGAGAUUAUAGAGAUAGAGAUAGAGAUAGAGAUGAUAGAAGAGAUAGAGAUAGAUACAAAGAUGGUAGAGAUCGGAGGGAUGGCAGAGGAUCAGACCAUAGAGAGAGAAGAAGAUACGAUGAUCUGGAUCGAGACAACAAUAUAGAACCAUGUAAAACUUUAAUAUUAAGAGGUUUAUCAUUUGAAACUAAAGAAGAAAAAAUUAUAGAUUCGAUUAAACCGUAUGGUAUCUAUGAAUCGGUAUCACUCAAGCUCGACAAACACACCAAUGAAUCACGAGGUUUUGCAUUCGUUACUUUUGCAACGAUCGAUACCGCCACUGAAUUCCUAACCAAUGUUAACACCACCCCGAAUCGCCUGAACAUCGACGGCAAAGAUAUUAUGGUUAACUAUAGUAUAUCAGCAGGAUCGUUGUCAUCAUCAUCAACAUCAUCUUCAUCAUCAUCCUCCAAUGUAAACAAUUCACAAGAUUGGUUAUGUGAUAAUCUAUACAAUACACUCUAUGAACUGAGUCAGUUGGUACCAAGAGAGAUUAGAUUAGUAAGGAAACCAGGACUACCAAAAGCAAUUGCAUUUUUAGAAUUCAAUUCAUUAAGUGUCAGUAGUAGUAAUAUUUAUGAAUCAUCAACGGCAUUGAGUAAAUGUAGUAAUUUAAUAAUUGAUAAUCAAUCGGUGAGAAUCAACUAUGUAAAGUCUGAGAAACCAAGUGGAAAGAGUACAUCGAUGUUGGCACCAGGUAUUUCUGCAUCGGAAUAUGUACAGUGGACAAAUAGUUUUGGUGGUGGUGGUAGUACUACUAAUAAAAAUAGUGGAGGGGUUAAUAACAACAACAAUAAUAGCAAUAAUAAUAAUAGUAGUAGUAAUAAUAAUAAUGCACCUGAAGGAUGUGUAAUCGAUCCAACAACAGGAUUCUAUUAUAAUUCAACCUCUGGAUACUAUUUCGAUGUUAUUGCACAAGUUUAUUUUUACUAUGACACAACUAAACAAGCCUAUCUAUAUUAUAAUUCGAUAACUAGCGAAUAUCAACCUUUUACUCCAAGUAAACCACCCACUACUUCUACUUCUAACUCUACUACAACAAAGUCAACAAAUGAUAAUAAUAUUAAUUUUACAAAUCAACAACAACAAACCAAAAAGAAAUCAACUGGUCAAAAGAUAAGUGGAUCUUCUGCAAUUAAAAAGAUGGACAGUGAGAUUGAAAAAUGGAAUCAAAAAGGUAAACUAUUAACAGAGGCAAUGAAUGCCGAUGAUAAACUAUUUAAAGCACCAAUUGCUACUAGUUUGGAUAUGGUUGAGUAUACUGUACAGCAACACUUGAUACAACAACAGCAACAGCAACAACAGCAACAACAACAAUCUGGUUGGACUACGGUACAACAACAUUUCGAUCAAUAUGAUCCUGAUCAAUCACAACAACAACAGCAGAAGCAGCAGAUACAAGAUCAACAAGAUACACAAACACAACCAACUACUACUAUUACAGCUGCACCAAUUAAAUUUGCAAUGAAGAUUGCUCAACCUGUUAAAGUAGUUGCACCUGUCAUUAACAAAGCAGCGGUACUCAUUAAUCAGCAGAUCGAACAGGAAAUCAACAAACCACAUCCACCACCAGCACAACAAACAAAAGCAGAUCUCAUCGUUUGUAGACUCUGUGAUAGACAGUUCCCUUCGUACGACGCACUGGAUAAGCAUGAAAAGAUGUCCAAGUUACAUCAAACAAAUCUAGAGAAAGCCAAGAAGGAUGGUGUAGAUAUCAGCAGUCUAACCGGAAACAAACAAUCCAAACAGCAGCAGCAACAACAACAGCAACAAGAGGAAGACAAGAAGAGAAAGAAAGAGGUUAACGAUCCAUUCGGUGAGAAUAGCAUAGGUUAUAAACUGCUAAAGAGAGCCGGUUGGAAAGCCGAUGAAUCAUUAGGUAAGAACGGCGGCACCAACAACAAUGCACCGAUUGAAUUGGCAAUAAGACCAGCGGGUGCAGGUCUAGGAUCGACCAACGAAGAUUCGAAAUACGCAAUUCUACCGGGUGAUGACUAUCAUACCAUCACAAGAAAGCGUGCUAUGCAACGAUUUCAAGCUCUUGGUGGUGGAGAUACCGAUAUUGAUAAUAAUCCAUUUUUCGCAACAUCAUCAUCAUCAUCAUCUUCAUCGUCAUCAAAAAAGAAAUGA
This is a messenger RNA of Heterostelium album PN500, 2526 nucleotides long. Its product is annotated as C2H2-type zinc finger-containing protein. Lineage: Eukaryota; Evosea; Eumycetozoa; Acytosteliales; Acytosteliaceae. The record is from RefSeq and is a predicted model, not a curated record. Gene Ontology annotation, biological process: mRNA splicing, via spliceosome. Gene Ontology annotation, cellular component: nucleus. Bases 1 to 2526 code for a protein of 841 amino acids. Gene Ontology annotation, molecular function: RNA binding. The transcript has 6 exons.